CCUCAUCCAAGUACUUUGUACCCAUCUCGGCGCAAAAUCCGACACAGAUACAUGCCAGUUGCUUUCCCUAUUUUUCUCCCGCCCUCUCCUUUGUCUUUCUUUCCGACUCUUUCUUGGUUCUGUUUCUCCUCCUCCUUCUCCCUCCUUAUCUGUAGUGCUUUCUGCCAUUGGGGAUGAAAAAGAAGCUUCGUCUGGACCAACCGCGUCUCUCCAAGUCUUCUUCUCUAGCCCGUCUUGGCUUAUCUGUCUUGAACCUGCUCCAGGUACCACUAACUCGCACCAACAUUCCUUACAACCUACCCCUUCUUUCAUAUUUUACCAUACAUCACGUAUUUCUCUUGUUAUUGUAUAAUUUCUAGCCCACCUCUAUCCCUUCUUCUGUCAUCUACCCUACCCUCUCUCCUCCUUGGGGCCUACACGCCACACGCCCUUAGACCGAGCGGCGCGCGCUACAGCCCAUACUAACCAACGUUGCUCGCUCGCCCGCCUCGUCAGCCUGUCGCAGACUUACCCGGGUGCUCCUUCAAUACAUGACGCAUGCUAGGGUCCCCCCUUCUUGGUCCUUUAACUACUACCCCGAUCCUCGGUCCCCUCGUGGGCUUCUCUCCUUUGUUCGCCUCAUCAACCCUCAUGUUUUGAUUGACCAAUUCGAGACCGCUCCGUCUUUCCAUCACAACGUCGGUGCUGCUGUCAGGAAAGCCGUCGCCACCGCUCCGCUCCGAUCUCCCCGACGGGCCCAAGACGACAAGCCGCAUUGCUGGCCAUAUGCACCAUGAUUCAGGUUCCAGCAUAGAUCACCACCUGGCCUAGACAUCUGGCGUCCGAUCAAGAAUCCCGGUUUGGAACUGGCAAACCGCUGGCCAUUGGAUAUUGCUUCCAAACAGGCCCGCCGCGGCACGGCACCGUACAUCAAUCGGCGUCAUUUUUGGGACCUCACCCAAUCAGUCAGCAUUGUCUCUGUCCCUACGGCUCAUUUCCCACAAACGUCCUCCGCCCCAUGGCUUACACUGGUCGACUUGCAUAAACAUCGCUCUUCGCCCCCCGAUCUCCUUCACUCUCGCUCUCGUCUUGAGCCCCGCGAGCAAUAAACGUCUCGGUUCAGAACUGCCAUGGGCCUAUUCAACAAGUCGGCGAACCCAACCCCCGCCACAGGCGCCACGCCUCGAUCCCUGACGGGUCAGUCCAUUCGAGGCAAGAUAUCAGGCCCGAUUCCCAUUCCCAGCCCCUCCGACGACGAGUUUCCCAUGCGCAAUCCUGGCACCGGCAUUGCCACGCCUUUAGCUGGCGGGGACAUGAAGAAUCAGCAGUUGCACCUUCCGCAGGCCGAACCCAGGGCCGGGUCGAUUGUCUCAGUCGCCCACCCCGAAAUGUCACAGCCGCCGAGGACAGACUCGGUGGUCGCUCCCACGGGAUCGGCCGGUUCUGACUCUAUGUCGCCGCCUACGUCUGGCGUCCACGCCCACUCGCCACAGUCGCAAAGGAGAACAAACGGCUCCAGCCACUUGCGCUACUCGGCCGUGAGCGCUUCGUCGGCACAAACCGGCGGGAGCCGUGACCGGCCACAGCGUAAGAAGUCGACUUUGCGCGGUGCACUAGGCAAACUCUUCGGUCGCAAGAAGAAGACAAGCAGUCAAGGUUCGGCCGAUUCGCAGCGCAUGUCAACCUACAACCCCUCGAACCAACACAAGAGCGAUAUAUCCGCGUUAAGCCGAGUCAGCGAGGCCGAACCAAAGCGAUCGGCAUCUUUGCCGAUCACCGAGUACGACAGAGCAUUAAGGUCUCACUCUAUUGGGCCUCAGGACAUCACUGCUAUCGAGAGCGCCCGUAACUCUAUCAACGUCGAUCUAUCUGUGCUAGGCCACAGGAGGGCCGCGACCGUCACUACAAGCCAGAUAUACUCGGCGCCGUUUAGGAGCCGUGAAGGCGAAUUGGCGGGUCUUUCACCUCGUCCCGCAAGCACUCAUGUACGCGGGAGUCGGCUUUUUACCGACGAUGACGAUCCAGAGGAAAUCGGGCGGGCAAUCACCAGUGAUGUCAGCCAAAAGCGGCGAUCCCGGAGCCUCAGUGGCAUCCAGAACCCCGAAGUUCGCGCUGGUCUCCGACGCAGAAGUGACGAGAUACGCUACUGGAGGGAAAGCUAUGCCCCGGCUGUUGCAUCCCCGGUCUCGUCCAAUCCCCCUGAUCAUGAGCACCAAUUCACGCGCGCGGUCUCUAUGGAUGUGCCGGAUACGCCAGUGGAGCAGGGGCAACAGGUGCAUACGCCGCCUCAGCCAUUCUCCUUUGGCAACCUGGCUCACAUGAAUGUCAUGGCUGGCAUGAAGAUCACGCAGGCAGCCAGUAUAGAGACACGGAUAGAGACCCUAGAGGAGAGGAUGCACCGCGUGGAAGAUGUCGUAACACAGCUCUGCAACUCGGUUCCUGGAUUCCAGAUGCAUAUCAACCACCAACAGCGGCCCGCGCCUUCUGUCCCUGGGCCCGAGCUAUCUACUCAAACAACGAACUCGGUGCUCAACCCGGCGCUCCGGCAGUUAUCACGCCAGGAUGCGCCCCCCGCGUCUCGGUAUAGCAGCUCUGCGCACUCGAGAGAUUCUCACACCUCGUUUGGCGAGACCCCCACAUACGUAGGCUCUCUGCAACUCCCUGCAUCAAUGAACAGACCGACCUCGAAUUCCACCAUCCGAGGCGUAAUCAGCUUGCCUGCCAUAUCGCACGUUGAGACAAGCAGCAGAACGACAGAAACCGUCACGGCAGAUCAUUACACGAUGCUUCUUGCACUUGUAGAGACGGAAAGAGCCUCUAGACAAGCUCUUGAGUCUCAGGUGAAGAAGCUAACCAGACGCUUGAACAUGAUUUCUGGACCCGGCGGCCAUGGUCGCAUUUCUCUGCAAAUGGAACCGCCGCCAACGGCCAAGUCUUUUGGAAGCGUGUCAGCCUUUGACCAGGAUUUGUCGGACGAUGACGAAGCCUCGUCCAGAAACCGACGAAUCUUGGCCGAAGACUCGGGCGUCGGGACUGGUCCUGGAGACGAUGAUUCAUACUCGGAGGUCUUUGCGACGCCGAGAGAAGAGCAGUCGCACGGUUACGGUGCGUUUGGAGAGGAAUUGCGCGACGAGGACGAAGAUCCCCAGCGUAAAAAGGCGGCCAGGACUUUGUCUUUGAGCCAGAUGACGUUGAGCAAGAAACCCUCUAGGACAGUCGUGCAGAUUUAAUAUGGGGUUGCUGCGCUAUGGGGUGUCUGUUUUCUUUCCCCUUUUUUUUAGACAUAUUUUUUCUUUUUUGAGGUUUGUCAUAUACCCCCGGGAGAUGUUUUCCCACUCACGAUGCGACGACGAUGGUUUUGUUCUCGGUCGUUGAGUUGCAGACUCCCCCAUCUUUGCGACUCGGCAACAAUACCUCCUCUGAUCUUCGAUGGGCUCGGCAUUGUUAUGGUAGCGAAAUCUUUACGCAUUAAUUACCUUUGGUUUUUUUACCCGUUCGCAUGAGUAACUAUCUUUGUUUGUAAAGAUGCAACUGGGACAGUUCCGAUGGCACACUUCCAGUCGUCACCUCUCUUUUCUGUUUUGUCGUUUGCUGUCUCAGUGAGACGAAGGCUUCUUCCGCAUGGUCACAGCCAAACAGGGCCGGAUGAUGUGAUACCUGUGUCUAUUCAGACCGGCUCGAGGGCGUCUAAUACGAUCUCUCAUCCACAUCCAUCCACUGGCCCGUGGAAGUGGAGAGAGGAGCAUAAUACGUAUUCAGGUCGGCCCGGCCUGAAUAUCUACAGGUCGCAUGCGUCGGUGUGUACAAUAUCAAAGAAUUAUACUUUCGGCUCGACUUCGAGGACAUAAACCAAAACGGCCGACGAUCCCGAAACUGGCAAUAAACGCCCAUGGCUACAACUAUUUUAGUUUGGGCGAUAAACAAACUACGGGUCAGGUGACAUGGGACCCGGUCGCAAUCUCGGAUUUCUCAUCUCGGGGGAACAUGAACCAGAACGUUUCGAGAAUACUUCAGGACCCCGCUGAGGCGCCCCAUGAGCGUCCUGGGAACGUGCGAUGGCCCUCUGGGAAUUGCAUAGCCUACUUUGGGCCGGGGGAGGGGGGUUGCUAGGCUAGAGAGGAUACCCAUCCGUGUACAUCAAUGGUUUGAACUGCUGAUAUACCAGCAUAACAUAGUCUCGCCUAAAUCCU
This is a messenger RNA of Colletotrichum destructivum, 4169 nucleotides long. RefSeq lists its product as uncharacterized. NCBI's taxonomy places the organism in Eukaryota, Fungi, Ascomycota, Sordariomycetes, Glomerellales, Glomerellaceae. The transcript has 2 exons. The coding region runs from base 1110 to 3209 and encodes 699 amino acids. The record is from RefSeq and is a predicted model, not a curated record.